Cuscuta europaea is the source of this 345-nucleotide messenger RNA. Lineage: Eukaryota; Viridiplantae; Streptophyta; Magnoliopsida; Solanales; Convolvulaceae. The record is from the annotation of a GenBank genome assembly.
UAUCAACAACCUUGUUCAAAUACCUUACAAAGCUCUCAACCAUCAACAAAUGAACCAGAAUCUUCUGAAACAUCUAUUUCAGCACAUAUGCACAGUUCCCAAACAUCAGGUAUUGCUAAGAAGGUUCGAGGUCCAACGCAAAAACUUGGGAUUUGGGAGCUAAAAGGAGACACAAGAAUAGCUGUUACUUUCAAUGAUUUGGUGCAACCAAUAGGAGAAGAAGGAAAAGAACUUACUCAAUUCUUGGGCACACUUGUGAAAAUGCCAAAUCAUGUUGGAAUAAACUUUCAUGAGUGGAGAGACGUCGCUAAUACAUCAAAGGAAACUUUAUGGAGCAUUGUGAAG